UUAUCUGUGUUUGAUCACACUGGACUCAAAAUCUGUUCGGUACCCCAGGUCGGACCUGAACACCUGACGAAAGCAGCCAUGUUUGACGUGGACCUGGUCAACAGGGAUCCCAACAACCUUAACGACCACGUCAAGGUCGCCUUUGAGGAUGUCAUCGCGGAGCCUGACGGCGCCCACAGCAUCGACUGCGUGUGGAAAGUGGCGAGCUGCCUAUUCACCUGCUCCAAAGGCUGCUGCUACAACACCCUGGCCAUCAUCUGUGGCAUGCCCAUGGCGCUGUGCUGGGGCUGUGAGUUCGGCUGCCUCACUUUCGGGCACAUCUGGAGCAUCUCGCCCUGCCUGCGGGUCUUCAUGAUCAACUGCGGCUGUAUGCAGAAGUUCUACGGCACCGCCCUGCAGUGCUUCCUGGCCCCCUACUGCGAGGCCUGCUCCCUCUUCUUCAGCAACAUCGUCGUGAAAAAAAUAUAAGACUGGCGGGAGAGCAUACUUUAUAUAUUUAAACUACUACAUAUGGUAUCGCCAGACGAUUGCCUCUUUACAUACAGUACCUGUCAGCAUUACCUGUGUGUAGUUCGCGAUGUGUCUCAAUUUGUCGCAGCCUCAGAGCCACACAUACAAUGAGUGUAUUUAACGUGAGAAACAAACAAUAAUAACAAAUUAUACUUUCAUCUGUAAAAAAAUAAGUAUACAUUCUUUUGUAAAGAGAUGAUAGCUAAUUAUACUUUUUUUAUGAAUAAGCAUAUUUGCGGGUUUUGUUGCUAAGCAACAUAGUUUUUGUAAAACGAUUUCAGAUUAUGAAUGUCAAUCAUUGUUCGUUGACUUAUUAGAAGGCACAGUUUCUUAUCCACAGAAAUAAAAAAAUAAAUAAAUAAAUAAAUAAAUAAAAAGCAAAAACUGUCUGGGUUAAUGUUUACCACCA
Pomacea canaliculata is the source of this 919-nucleotide messenger RNA. RefSeq names its product caveolin-3-like. The transcript has 2 exons. The record is from RefSeq and is a predicted model, not a curated record. Gene Ontology annotation, molecular function: molecular adaptor activity. Gene Ontology annotation, cellular component: caveola. Lineage: Eukaryota; Metazoa; Mollusca; Gastropoda; Architaenioglossa; Ampullariidae. Bases 79 to 468 code for a protein of 129 amino acids. Gene Ontology annotation, biological process: caveola assembly.